AUGGAACUUAUCUCUCUUAGUAUAACACAGCCAGAGCUGCAAUUUGGAGUUUGUGUUUUGAAUAUGUUCAAGGAUUUUCUCAGUGAUGAGAAAUUCCAGAUAGGCAUAGUUCACUACCUAAAGAAGUUCACCUAUUGAAAUGCUAAGAGUGAUGAUUUGUGGGACAGUCUGUCAAGUAGUUUUUUAGAAGGCGAUUUUACAUCUGGUGGAAUUUGUUAUUCUGAUUUCAAAAUGACAAGUAGCACACUCGCCUUUCUGGAGAAAGAGGCAGAGGUCAAAGAGAUAAUGACUGCAUGGACAUGCCAAAAUGGAAUUGCUUUGGCAGCAGUUAAACAAGAUGGGCAUUUACUCAGCCAAGAGGAGUGCUUCCUGAAGCGGGUGUUCAAAGAGGACCCUGAAUAGAGGUCUCCGCAGGAGAAGUUUCUGUGGCAUACCCCAUUAACUUAUUCCAUUCUCAGACGCAACCUACACAGACUAUUUUUGAGAAAAAAAUUCAACACUCUGAAUUUACCUCAAAAGACCAACUGGGUGAAAUUCAGUGUGGACUCAAAUGACUAAUACCUUGUUCACUAUGAGGGUCAUGGAUGGGACCAAAUGAUUACACAGUUUAACCGUAACCACACACUUCUCAGGCCGAAGGACAGAGUAGGUCUGAGUCAUGAUGCCUUUCCGCUGAAUCACAUUCUCUGGAGGUUUGAGCCAGUGACUGACACACAAGGCUGGAGUGAUGAGGCCUCAGUCUGGGACAGGACGUUUCACACGGCUGUCUUGAAGCUGCUGUGUGACCUGAGCCAUGCUCUUCGCACUCAGAAGGCUGCUGAACUCUCUCAGUGGAUGGAAUCCAGCAGAAAAUUAAAUAAACUGGCAGAUGUUUUAAAGAUAGUAUAUUCUGUGGGUACUCAGAUAAUAGCAGGAUGGAGUUACCUCUUAGAGCAAUAUGAACUGUCAGUAUCAAGUGCUAAAAAACAAGAUCUGUAUGCAUUGUCAGUGAGCAAAGAUCAGGAGAAGUUGAAUGGUUCUCAUUUCUUUGGGUUAACUGAACUAAAAAUGAAAGGAAAGGUUACCAAGACCCAGGACUUGACAGCUCUCCUUCAUGCAAUUGCUGCAAACCCAAAGGGUCAGCAGUUAGCCUACAAUUUUGUAAGCAAAAAUUGGGCCAAUCUACUAAAAAAAAUUGCUUCUUCUCUCUCAUUUCUUAAGGACAGAAGAGUAAGAGUCCUCACAGACGGCUUUGUGAAAGCCAAAAAGCACAUUCUCACACCUCUCCCAGUUCCUACCAGCACUGACAUCCGCAAGACCAAAUAG
This is a messenger RNA of Chinchilla lanigera (long-tailed chinchilla), 1305 nucleotides long. RefSeq names its product endoplasmic reticulum aminopeptidase 2. Gene Ontology annotation, molecular function: peptide binding; metalloaminopeptidase activity; zinc ion binding. NCBI's taxonomy places the organism in Eukaryota, Metazoa, Chordata, Mammalia, Rodentia, Chinchillidae. Gene Ontology annotation, cellular component: cytoplasm. The record is from RefSeq and is a predicted model, not a curated record. Gene Ontology annotation, biological process: peptide catabolic process; proteolysis.